Molecule: messenger RNA, 9092 nt
Organism: Labrus bergylta (ballan wrasse)
Lineage: Eukaryota; Metazoa; Chordata; Actinopteri; Labriformes; Labridae
Gene: mia2
Product: MIA SH3 domain ER export factor 2
Biological process (GO): vesicle cargo loading; endoplasmic reticulum to Golgi vesicle-mediated transport; protein secretion
Cellular component (GO): endoplasmic reticulum membrane; endoplasmic reticulum exit site
Molecular function (GO): protein binding
Source: RefSeq, a predicted model, not a curated record
GUGACAGCAACAGCUUAGAGGCAAUGUCCACUUGACAGCACUACAAGCAGAACUGAUUUUUCACCAUUAUGGACAUUUUCUCUUAAUACACUCCUUUAAAAACUUCACCAAUGGCUGUUUCACAGUCUUACAACAUCAUUGUGGGCUUGGGUAUUGUUUUUGCUUUUUCACCUCAUUUGAAUAUGGGAUUGUUGUCUGACUACAAGAUCUGCGUUGAUUCAGAAUGUCAGAGCAAGAUGAGCAGAGUGCAGGCCAUCAGAGAUCACUGUGGUAAAGACUGUCGUUACCUUAGCUUCAGACAAGGAGACACCAUCUUUGUUUACCACAAACUGACUGGAAAGAGGGAAGACCUCUGGGCAGGUUCUAUUGACAAACAGUUUGGCUAUUUCCCAAAGGAUGCAGUGCGACAGGAGCAGCUUUAUGCGACUGUGGAGAAAAUAGUGGAAACACAAGAAUCUGAUUUCUUUUGUAUGGAUGAGUUUGGUUAUCCCAUUGACUCCAGUCAUCUAGACAAUGAUGAUGACAAUGAGGAUGUUGAUAGGACCCAAAACCAGGAGCCAGAAACAGCACAAGCUGCCCCGUCUUUGGAUAAUGAGAAUGCCGAAAGUCCAUCAGCAUCAGAAGACGUCUCAACAGAAUCUGCAGAGUCAGCACAGGAAGCCGAGGGUUGCACACAGGAAGAGCCGGACAAAAACACAAAUCCUGAUGAUAAUGCUGCUGGGACUCAGGAGGGAGCACAAGAGGAUCCUGCUGCUUCAAAGGAACAAGGUGGGUCUACCUCCUCUCCUUGGCAUGGUUCUUCAGUGACAGGAUGGUUAGGUCUUACUAAAGAGGAAGAACCCGCAAAUGUGGCUGAAAGAGAGAAAGGAGAUGUGAGAGAAGAGCCUCAGGAUGAAGCUUCUUCUUCUUUCACCUCUUCGAUGACACAAUGGCUGGGGAUGGGAGGAGAUGGUGGAACAACAGAUACUGAUGUUAAAGAAAGAGAAGAAGAGGGAGAAAAUGCAGAAUAUUUCACUUCAACCAUGACUGGGUGGCUUGGAUUUGGAGGAGAGAAAGAAACUGCAAAUUCUGCAGAAAAAGAAGAAGAAGAAAGGAAAGGAGAUGAAGAGCAAGAACCAGCAGAGACAUUUAGGAGUAGGAGGAUGUCUCUGGAUCUAGAAGGCAGCCAAUUACAUGAGGAGGAGGAGAAAGAAACGGGAACGAUGGAUUGGCUUGGAAGCGGACUUUCAAACACGCUUGGAUUUGGCUGGACCAAUCAGGAGUCGGAGAGACCUGAAAGCCAGGUCCAGGAGACCACUAAAGAAGAGGAACAGCCAGCGUCUGGUUCUUGGUAUGAUUUGGGAAUUGGGGACAUAUUAGGCUACAACAAAGACAAGACUGAUGAGAGUACAGGAAGUGGUUUUCAGGAGCCAGAAGAUGAUGAAACAUUAGACCAGCAGACAGGGUCAGAGAGAGUGGACACCAGUCAAUCACAACCUACACUCACAGAGGAAGUAAGGACAGAAACAAUCCAUGAAUCAAAGAUGGUAAAAAUGACAGAAGACCAAAAUGCACAAUCAGAGACAGCACCUGGCACCACAGAACCAAUCACUGCUGACAGUGAUAAUAACAGUACAGGUGCUUCAGACAGUAAAAGUAAAAGUAGUGAUUUACCAGGAAGUGCAGCAGCUGAGGCCGUAGGAGGAAAGUCUUCAACGCCUGACAGCUUUUCUCAAAUAGCAAGUAAGGAAGAUGAUAAAGAAGAGGCAGUGAUUGAUUAUAAGACAGAGAAUACUGUGCUCGUUGGGGAACGAUCUGCAGAAAUUGAAAGUAAAGAUCAUCAGACAUCCAAAGCAAUCAAACACGAGGGGGAUGAUAAUGACAGCCACACAAGAGAAGAAAAAAUUAAAACUGUGAGUGAGACUGAUCAGGAUUUAUUGACACAAUCUCACACUGAUGUGUUGUCCAAUUUAAGUUCUAUGGACUCCACAGGACGACCUGAAAGUGGAUUUGAGGAGGACAAAACAGAGAACCAGGUGGGGGAAAGUGACAAGAUCCAGAGUCAUAUUGAUGAAUCGGCUGAUUUGCUUGUUAAUAUAAGUGCUAGAAAGGAUGAGCAUGAAGAGGAUGUGAAUAAUGAAGAGGCAGAUGGACUACACAGAGACAUUACUGAGACUGAAGGUUCAGCUGAACAUAUUCACAUUGGUAGUGUUGCUGGAGAGAGCAUGGUAGAGAAUCAUAAUCAAAUAUUCAACAAGCAUGAGACUUUAGAACGGAUAGGAAGCGUCGCAGAUCAGGGGUCUGUGUCUCCAGACAAGCAGCUGAACGCCAACCGAGGUGAAGAAGACGCACAAGAGCAAAGAGACACUGUUACAGACACUGAGAUAGAUAACCUACAGUCAGUAACAACUAUCACAACAGGGAUUGAGAAAUACGCCCUGAAUGAAAGUGGGCCUACCUCGUUUAAAGAUUCUGAUACAGAGACUGAGAUCGAGGAAGAGGGCGAGUUAAACGGAGAGAGGGAGCAGAUGGGAACAGAGGAGUUAAAGAAAGAGCAGAAGCAGAUGGAGUUGAAAGAGGAGGAAGAGAUAAGGGCACAAGAAGAGCAGCAAGAAGAGGAUGAGGAAAAACAGGAUAAAGUAAAAGAGUCAAAGGAAGAGGAGAAGCAGCAGGAAGUAAAGGAGAUAUCAGAGAAGGGGAAACCAGGGCAGUUGGAGGAGGAAAAGGAGGAGAGGACACAGGAGGCAGGGAAGGAGGUAAAAGAAGAAGUAAUCCGGGAGGAGUUUGAGGAGUCAAAAGAAGACAAAAACCAGGGAAAGGAAGUGGUGAAACAGGAUGAGAUAGACGAGUUAAAAGAAGAGGAAAAGAAGCAGGAAGUAAAGGAGAUAUCAGAUGAGGGGAAACUGCUGGAGUCAGAGGAGUUAAUGGAGGAGAAGACACAGCUGGAUAUAAAGGAGAUAAAAGAAGUAGGAAUCCAGGAGGAGUUUGGAGAGUCAAAGGAAAGACAGGAGGAAGAGGCGAUGCAGGGUGAGAUGGAGGAGUUAAAGGAAGAGGAAAAGCAGCAGGAAGUAAAGGAGAUAUCAAAAAAUGAGAAUCCAGUGGGGUUGGAGGAGUUAAAGGAGGAGGUGGAGGAGAUAAAAGAUGAAGGAAGCCAGGAGGAGUUUGGGGAGUCAAAGGAAAAGGAAAUACAGGAGGAGGAAAAGGUGACACAGGAUGAGACAGAGGAGUUAAAGGUAGAGGAAAGACAGGAGGAGGAAAUGGUGACACAGGAUGAGACAGAGGAGUUAAAGGUAGAGGAAAGACAGGAGGAGGAAAAGGUGACACAGGAUGAGACAGAGGAGUUAAAGGUAGAGGAAAGACAGGAGGAGGAAAAGGUGACACAGGAUGAGACAGAGGAGUUAAAGGUAGAGGAAAGACAGGAGGAGGAAAAGGUGACACAGGAUGAGACAGAGGAGUUAAAGGAAGAGGAAAGACAGGAGGAGGAAAAGGUGACACAGGAUGAGACAGAGGAGUUAAAGGAAGAGGAAAGACAGGAGGAGGAAAAGGUGACACAGGAUGAGACAGAGGAGUUAAAGGUAGAGGAGAAGCGUGGCAAAGUGGAGGACGAGCAGCAUCCGAUAGAAGAGAUAGAGGAGGAACUACAGAGAGUGGUAGAAGAGUCAAAAGAAAGGGAACAAACGGAAGAGUUCAAGCUGUUGUUUCAAGGAAGUGAAAAAGAGAAAAAAGAUUGUGAAGAAGAACAAGUUAAAUUAUCUCACUUUGAGCAAGAGAUAGAAAACAUGAACAGGCCGGAUUCAGAGAGCAAAGAGAAAGAGACACAAGAUGAAGAAAGUGUAGAAACAUCCUCACAGACUGACGAAAGACAGACAGAGAAUCCACAGGUGGAAGAAGCAGAAAAAGAGGAGGAAAACAAACAAAAAGAGUCACUUCAUGAGGUACAGGAUGCUAAGGAGAAUGUAGAGGGAGAGAGGAGGAAGAAGGAAGAAGACGGGAGCGAAGAACAAUUUGUUAGGGCUAGAGAUGGAAAGGAUUCAACUAAUAAGUUCUCAAAAGAAGAAGGCGAUGUAGUGGCAGGGAACCCAAAUCCAGAAUCUAACAUGACAUUGAAGGGUACAGAGAGAGAUGAUGAUAGACAGCAGGAAGGGGGAGUAAAAGAAGACAAACGACAUGAUGAUGCUGAGGCUGAUCUUAAUGCUUUGGGACUCAAUCAGUCAGAGAACAUGGAAAACACAAACAAUGAUCUGAUACAUUCAGUUGAAGGUAAAGAAGUUUCAUCAAGCCAGACAACCGAGGUCAAAGAAAAGAUUCCUGAGCUUACUGGAGACAAAGUGCUCUAUCAGGAAGAUAAAACUAACGUUGAAGAAACUGGCAGUAAAGAGCUUUCCCAUGAAGACAAAAUAGAGAUGAAAAAUGGUGAUUAUAACAAGGAAGAGAGGGAGCUCAAUGAUGAUGAAAAACUGAGCGAUUAUGCUGAUGUUAAGGUGACGAAUCAAAACAUGGUUGGUACUGAAUUGAUGACAGAUGGAAAAAUUCCACCCGGUGAAGCGUUUGAAGCUCAGGCUGUGAUAUCUGAAGAAACGGCUCCACAACGUUCAACUGGUUCCCCGCUCCAGUCUCAUAGUCUUGAUGACUCUGAAGCUGAAAGUGGAGGUGCGUUUGGCCUUUUCCAAAAUGCCUUUAGCUAUUUUAGACAAACACCUACCGCAGAGACGAAGGAAUCCACAGACACUGCCCAAAGUUUGGACUCUUAUACGCUUGAAACAUCCACCGCUCUGACUCCUGAAGAAGAAGCAGAUACAGCCACUGAAUCAAGCCAAGUUUAUGUUCAAGAUUUGCUCACAGAUACUUCUGACAGCCUGUCACAUAAGCAGCCUUCCUUAUUGCAGACCCCCUAUUCUCAUCCAAGCUCUAUUCCUCUGAACGCAGAGACUCCAUCACAAACAAAAACUCUCUCCAGAUUUUACAAGAACCUCCUCGCCUUCAUGAGUGCAGACGAUGUAGACAUUUUAACGGACCUGUUUGGGCGUCACAAGCUGCAGUUCUUGGAUGAUGUCUUGGGAAGCUCAGAAACAAUGACAGGUGAUCCUGAUACGACUGACUCUAUAGUCCUGGAUGUAGAGAGACUUCUGCAUCACCACAUGGAGAUGCUUGUUGCUCCAAGCAAAAGGCUGCAGGAUGCACCGCAGGAGGACAAAGAAAAGACCAAAACACUGCUCGCACUUCAGAAGCUAGAAAUGCUGCUAGCAAAAGUAAGAGAGACUUUCAGCACAGGAAAGCCAGACACCAGUAACACAAGCCAUCAAGCUGAUGGCAGCUGUGUUGGUGAGUCCUGUUCAACUCCCAAUAAAGAUAAGGAAAUGUAUGACGAGUUACAAAAGGUGGGAGAUUCCUCGGUAGGCCUGGAUACUAACACUCCGAAAGAUGAAUGGAUGGGACGGGAUAAACAGAGUGAUAAAAAGAUAGGUGGUGGCACAGAGGAGGAGAGGGUAACUAAGAAAGAAGAAAGAGACAUUGAGCCAGGACCGCCAAAAAAGCAAGAAGGGCUAAUACAGCAAACUCUGGACUUUGUUCAUAAGAUCGCUGAGGACUCAAGCACUCAUGUCCAUGCAGCGAGAGAGCUCCUAGUAUGGCUGACUGUGCAGGUUGUAUCUGCACUGCCUGAUGACAUCAGACCUGGACCAGACCUGUAUGGGUUGCCAUGGGAGCCAGUCAUCGUCUCUAGUCUGGUGGGGCUUGUGACAAUGCUGCUGUUCACCUGUAGAUGCUACAGCUCUGUAAAGAGCAGAUUUUAUCGAAGUAAAGAGCGAUGGAUGGCUGAGCAGGUUGCACAGCUGCUGGAUGAGAAGUGUAAAGUCCUUGAGACUCUCAGCAAAUGUCAACAAGAGUAUGAUGACCUGGAGGGCUCGUUAAGAGACAGUGGCGUUCUGGCCCAAACUAAAAAAACAGAAGAACUGGAGGUCAAAGCCAGACAAAUGGGACAUGACAAAAAGGAGCUGGAGAGGGAUCUUAAACAACUGAAGGAUCAACUGGACCAGCAGAAAGAACACAGGAAAGAGCAGGAAAGGAGGAUAGCAGUGCUUGAGGAGAGCAUGGAAACAUCUGAAGAAGAAACCAAAGACCUCCACUCACAAGAAGAACAGGCACAAACUACCUUGAAAGUGUACAAUAUGAACAGUGAAAGACUGCAGAGGAAUAUGGAAACAGCUGGAGAGGAGAACAAAUUGUUACAGGAAAGUAAUGCACAGUUGAGGCAGCAGGUGGAGGGAUGGGCGGAGAGAGUGAGCGAGUUAGAGGAAGAGAUAAGCAGGUGUGAGGUUUCCCACAGUGGGAUGCUGCAGGAUGUGACCAACAAGGAUGAGCGUAUAUGGUCAUUAACAGACAGGCUGCUAAGGAUGAAAGCUUGGGAUCCAGACAUGGAGGAAGAGGGUGGUCAGGAAGAAGGAGAACAGGAGACAUCGAAUGGUACAGCGAGGAGACGAGAGGAAAACGGAAGAGGAGACAAAACAGACACACAAGGUCAUCUCCAGAAAGUCCAGAAACUAAUCUAUGCUGCUAAGCUGAAUGCAGACCUCAAAUCUGUAGAUGAAGACAAGGACAGAGCAUUUGCCAAACUGAACGAUGAAAUAAAAGCUAAAGAAGACCUGGAAGUGAGCAUCAAGGAACUGGAGAAUGAGAAAUUAUCCCUGCAGUCAGACUCUGAGCACUACUCAGAUCAAGUGCAAAGGCUACAACAGAAACUCAACAUUAUGACAGAAAUGUACCAGGAGAAGGAGCUGAAGCUGCACAGGCUGCUGACGGUAGAGGAGAAGGAGCGCAUGCAGAAGGAAGAAAGGUUAAACAAAGCAGACAAAAACAUCGCUUUGGCCAUGGAAGAACUCAACAACUAUAGGCAACGAGCAGAGGAGAUGGAAGAGGAGCUGGAAAAAUCCAAACAAUCUUACCAGACUCAAAUAUCAGCACAUGAGAAGAAGGCACACAAUAACUGGCUGGCAGCCCGAGCAGCUGAGAGAGAGCUUGCAGACAUCAGGAGAGAGAACGCCCUCUUCAGGCAGAAGCUGACAGACACACAGUUUAAACUAGAUGCCCUGGACAAGGAUCCCUACGCGUUGGAUAGCUUGGCUAGACCUCUGCCUUUCAGAGCAGAAAGGUCACCAUACGCUCCGUCUCCUUUGGGUCGACCUGCAUCUGAAACUAGAGCUUUCCUAUCUCCACCAACAUUAAUGGACGGGCCCCCUGCUAGACUGUCUCCUAGAGUGCCUCGUGGUCCUAUGGACCCCCCAGGUGGCCCAGGGGAUAUGGAGCGGAGCGGAGGUCCUCAUUCAGACAGUGGCUCAAUCUCCCCUACAUGGGAGAGAGAUCGCAGGGGACCCCCACCUGGACCCCCCGGGCCCCUAGGACAUCCAGGCUAUAUGUUCUCUGAUCCAGGAGGUCCAAUGUACAGGAGAGCUCCGCCUCCUCCAGGGGCUAUGGGCCCUUUUCCAACUCCUGGCCCUUUUCCACCUGGCCCUCUCCCUCCUAGGGGUCUCCCCCCAGGACCGUUCCACCCUGCAGACAUGACUGAUGGCUCAUUCCGAGAAAACAGUUUUGGUCCUGGUGAAAUGGAACACAGAGAGUCUGGUCCUGGUGAUCGAAGGACUCCCCCUGAAGCUGAAUCAAGGACGGGGGGCCCACUCCUUCCUGGACAUCCAAUGGGCCCCAUGGAUGGUCCCUUUCCCCGCAGACCCCCCUAUGGACCACCACCUCCAGAUUUUUACCCUCCCAGGAUACCUGGGGGACCACCCAUGAGACCUAUGUGGGCCCUUCCACCUCCAGGGAUGAUGUUCCCUCCGCGCUUUCCUCCUGGUGGACCUCUCCCUCCUCAUCCUCAACAAGCUCCCAUGAUGCGCCCUCCUCUCCCCGAUGGCCUUCCACCUCCUUCGAUGGGUCCUCUUCCUCCUCGACAUGCCCUCCCCUCUCCCCCACACAGCCAGUCACCAGAGCAGCACACACCCUCGCCUGAGGAUGCCAUUUGAGCCUGACCAGGUGUCCUUGAGCUGAGAGAUGCAGCGUUUCUGAUUUAAAAUUCCUGUUGUUAGAUGGAUGUUUGGGCAGGUUGCUGUUUUUUUUCCAUUCCUAUAUUUACUUUAAAGUCUUCUUGUUAACCGGGGCUCUGUCUUUAAUGAAGUGCAGGCAAACUAUCAGUCCUCUUUGUUUCUGUCUUUCUGCUGCUGCUUGGUCUUCAUCCUCUUUCUCUCUGCUGCCCUGACUCUUUCCUUUUUUCUUUCUGUGAUACUCUCACUUGGCCCUCUCGUCAUCCAGCACUAUUCUCUGUUAAGUAGUUAAUUGCUGUGGAGUCACAGUGACAGCGGUUGAGGCAGGAUUCAUGAGUGCAGCAGCUGAACCUGAAGAUGUACGUUUGUGGGAACGUAGUCAUGGAAACCAGAAACAGUUGUUUAUUAGCUUGACAAUGCCACAAAGGACUUCGAUGGCACUUAGUUUCCAUGUGUGGAUGUAGAGAUCAUGCAUGUGUGGUAUGCGGCAGAGACUGGAGUGUUUAACUUAUGUUCACAUUUCACCCUGAUGGCACAGUAAGAGAUUUCCUUCUCAAGGAGAUGACUAUCAGGGAAGACAUUUCUCUGACAUUUUUUAGGUCUCAAAACACCAACAACACUUUAGCUGUUGUCACCAUCCUUUUUAAUGAACCUGUUCAGCAUGUUCUGGACCUGAAUUUGACUAGACUUCAAAAAGAGUACACCCAAUCAUGCUUUGUCUCUGACUGACUUGAUCUGAAAUUUAGGAUUUUUUUUUUGUUGUUGAGGAAAAUAUGCUUCUAAGGUGUGUGAGAAAGUUUUACAAAUUAUAUUUGAAGUUGCAGACCUGACUUUCAGUGGCCUUUAACAGCAAAGAUCAGGAAGGAAACAAUGCUUUUGAUCAUGUUUCAAGGACUGGCACAUAUCCUAGGCUUGAAGAAGUGGCUGGAAGCAGCUGCUUACUGUGGAACUAAGCUGUGACUCAUUCUGGAAGUCACACAACAGUGAAAGGAAGAGAGGCGCCUUUAAAAGCCAGAUGACACCCAUGUGAAUUUUGUAAUAAAAAAUGAUUAUUAAUAGAUGAAUAAAGACUGUCCAAUUGUA